Bactrocera dorsalis (oriental fruit fly) is the source of this 2275-nucleotide messenger RNA. Its product is annotated as prolactin regulatory element-binding protein. Lineage: Eukaryota; Metazoa; Arthropoda; Insecta; Diptera; Tephritidae. Gene Ontology annotation, molecular function: GTPase activator activity; guanyl-nucleotide exchange factor activity; protein binding. Bases 601 to 1947 code for a protein of 448 amino acids. The record is from RefSeq and is a predicted model, not a curated record. The transcript has 6 exons. Gene Ontology annotation, cellular component: endoplasmic reticulum membrane. Gene Ontology annotation, biological process: protein secretion.
AUCGUUAUAAGCGGUUGCUGUUGCUUUUCUAAUUGGUUAUUGGCCGGUUAGUUGCUGAUGGUACCACAUAACCCAAUUUCAUGUGGACGUUGUGCUGCAAACGAGGAAAUUUCUAAUUAAAAGCUUUUAAUAUGAAAAAGAAGGUAUUUAAAAGCACUGCACAGCUGUCAGCUACAAAUUACGGAGAAGAGAUACGAGUACGUGGAACUUUCACAGCUGAACUAGUCGAUGAGAGAAAAACUAAAUAAAUAUAGUGAAUUAUUAAUUAAAUAAUAAUAUAAUCAAUAAAUAGUGUGGUGUGAAAGGUUCAUUAUACUCGUACAUAACUUUUAUGCUGUUAAACCCAAGUAUUUCCAUGAAAGAAUCUCGUUUUGAAGUCUGAGUAAGAUUUGCGAUCAAGGAAGGCCGACAAAUUUAUGCUAAAACAAGGCGAGAUAAAGUAACAACAACUACAAUAAUAAAUACAAAAGAGUGCUCGAAACAACGAAAGAGUGGCCAUCAUCAGCAGCUGGAGCAAAGUGCAGGAAGCCAAACUUGUAAACGUAAAUUCCAGACAAUAUACUUGUAAGAAUAUUAAAAACAGUUAACCACUGAAUAAAAAUGGCACCCACACGACGACCUAGCGAUGGUUUGUUGGCUCGAGUAAAUUUUCCGCUAUAUGCAGUUGAAAUGCUAACCAGUCGACACGUACUUGUGGCAGGAGGUGGUGGCUCAGCUAAAACAGGUGUAGCAAAUGGCUUUGAAAUCUACGAGAUCUACCACAACGGCACGCACUUCUGCGCGGAAGAGGUUGUGCGACAUGAGACAGGCGCCAACGUAGUUAUGAACUUUGCUGUGCGUAACGAUGGGCGACGUUCAUACCUGUGCGCCGGACAAGAAUCACACUGUCAAUUAUAUUUUGUUAAUCCACGUAUAGUUUAUGAGGGUCAAGAGGAAUCGGCAACAGAAGCAGACGAAAGGCGACCAAGAAGUAAUAGUACAGCGGAACAUGGUAAUGAAAAUGGUGUACGUAGGCGUGUGGCACAGGCAUCUGGCGUGCAGGAUCUACCAAACGGACAUGCUACGGGUGCCAGCAAGAAGACAGGCGACCAAAAUGCCAAUUUGAAACGUAUACGUUUUGAUAUUAAAGCAGCUGAUUCAGUGCAAACAGAUUUUCUAACAACUGAACCGCUCCAGAGGGUAGUACGCAUUAGUCCGAAUGGCCGUUUGAUGGCAACUGGCGGCACAGACGGCCACUUGCGUGUUUGGACAUUUCCACAAAUGGUGCAGCGCAGCGACAUAGCGUCACACAACAAGGAAAUUGAUGAUAUUGAUUUUAGUCCAGACUCUAAGUAUAUUGUAACUAUUUCGAAAGAUGGUCAGGGUUUAGUGUGGGACUUGGCAACUAUGAAGCAACAUCACCAACUGAAAUGGACUACACCCGAAGGCGGCAAGUACCUAUAUAAGCGCUGCCGGUACGGUACCAUUGAGGCGCAACGUGAUAAAUAUCGACUUUUCACAAUUACGAACCCACUGGGUAAGGUGGGCAAGCAGCGUGGUUUUCUACAGCAAUGGGAUUGCAUUAGUGGGCAGCUACGAAGUGCUGUGCAAGUAGACGAAAGCUUAGCGUCAUUGGCUGUGCGUGACGAUGGUCGCUUUGUAGCUGUGGGCACUAUGUUUUCGGGUAGUGUUUCCAUUUAUAUUGCCUUUAGUUUACAGCGUGUUCUGCACAUACCGAACGCACAUUCGAUGUUCGUCACUGGUUUACAAUUCUUACCGAUUACAAACGAAGAAGGACCGCCAAUUUCAAGCGAUACUGAGGCGGCGGUUCUUUCAAUUUCCGUGGACAAUAAAGUAUGCAUUCACAGUUUGCCGCAGCGACGCACAAUACCCGCUUGGGUGGCAAUAUUGCUCAUUAUUGUCGUGCUGUUUGGCGCCUUUGCAUUGUGCUCAUAUAUAGGCAUUUAAAUGUAUAACAGUGUGUGGCAUUUAAUUAAGUGAAAUAAACAUAGCAUUACGUGGAAGUUAAAAAUUCGUUAACUAAAAACAAUAAGUCGGCAAAUCGUUACUAAAUAAUAAGUGCUUACAGUCCAGAAUAAGCAGCAGAAAAUAAAACAUAAUAGCGUAUACUUUUUUGUUUUGUUAAAUUCUCGUUCAAAUUAAGUUGUAUUUUUUGUACAGUUAUUUGUAUUCCAUUUGCACAUAACAAAACUUAAGUGUAUACGUAAUCAUAUUUAAUUAAGUUCAAGUGCUUUCACUAGUUAGCCUUAUCAAAAAUAAAAAAAAAAACAAUAAA